GCCGCCCCCUCCCACCUAGGUUCCACCAGAGAGGAAAGGGGAUCGGGGGUCAGUUAUGCGCCGCCGCCUCCUGCCGUGCGCCCAUCUCCCCCCUCUCGCCGCCGCAAUCGCCGUCGGAUGCCUCGAAUGAGGAUCCAGUGCUGCUUGCGAGUAGGCGACCAAAUAAGCAGCUCCCCCUUUGGGAGCCGCAGUCCCCAAUCGAAGCAGCAAGAGCAGCAGCUUUUUUGGGAGCGGCGAUCCGCAAUCAAGCGGCCCUUCUCCGAGCUGCAACCGGCAAUCCAAGCAAUCAAGCGGCUCCUCUCUGAGCCGCAGUCGGAAAUCGAAGCGGUUCCCCUUUUGAGUGGCUAAUCCGGAAUCAAAGCAGUCCUUUCCGGAUUACAAUCAGAAACAGGCCCUCUUUCGAAUUCAGUCUCCGAGUUUCCGUUGGUGGCGGCAACCCGGCAGCUGUAUAUAUAUAUAUAUAUAUAUAUCUGGCCGGGAGGCACUGCGUCGCCCGUCAAUCUUCGGAGAAGACGCGCAGCAGCAACUCCCUAGACAUCAGUUUUCAGACUGACCGGCGGCAACUCAGGCGAUGGCGAGGACUAGUCGCCGGCGAGAGGCUGCCAAAUUGAUGGCCAAACCAUCGGUUAAGGCGGAAUCCUCCCUCGACAAGCUGAAAUGUAAGGAAGAUGAUAGGAUCAGCAAGUUGCCCAAUGACAUACUGGUCAACAUUCUUGACCGUCUCAAUUUCCGUGAUGUUACAAGAACCAGUGUCCUCUCCAGACGUUGGAGUCAGCUUCCUGCCAAUCUCUCACGGCUUAAAAUAAGUGCUCGCGAUUUUCUGUCCCCACAAGCUAGCAUACCUGAUGAUGAAUUGGAUGAAAAAUUGCUUCGGAUCAAUGCAUUGCUUAGGAUCAAUGCAGUCAAUGCAGCCAAUGCAGCUGUGGUCAAAGCGACAGAGAGCACGCUGGCACACAGAGAUCCAGGUGGAUGCACCAUCCGCCUCUUGAGCACGACGUUCUACUUGAGAGGUGAUACCCCAAUAUCUGUUGGGCAUACUGUUGGCAAUGCCAUGGCGACACUCAAGGUCGAGAAAGCCGAAUUCACAGUUUUGACACAGCAGAAAGGACGCCAGUGUAGUAUUGAUGAGAUGGUGAAGUUUGGGACACGGUUUGUGUCAUUUUUUAAUGAAUGCCACAAUGCAUUUGCUGGUCUCACACGCCUCUACCUGGAGAAUUUGAGAUUCCGUGAAUCCAACUUUGUCUCUAACAUCCUUGUCACUUGCAAGCAAUUAAAUUAUUUAGGUUUUUUCAAUUGUGACACAGAGGAUUGGAUAACGCUCCAAGUUGAACACGCACAGCUCAGUGAGCUUAGUAUUGUUGAUUGCUGUUUUGACAUGGUCGAGCUCACCUGGGUUCCGAAACUCACCUGGCUGGCGUUUUUGUUAUGGUUAUAUCAUGCAGAACUACCACUGUCACUGGGCUAUGUCCCAUUGCUCAGGGUUCUGAGACUUUCAAAUGCUGCUCAUAGUUUCCACAAAAACGUCAAGCUGAGUACGUUUCUUCAUGAGACCUCUGUUCGAGACCUGACGUUGGGGUUUAAAUGUGAAAAGGUUUGGGUUCAACCAGAGUGUUUGACCAGAAGACAGGCAUAUGUGUUCCAGCAACUAAGGAUUCUCAAUCUAGUUAAAAUUCCUGAAGGGUAUGAUCUCACCUGGACAAUGUUCUUCUUGGAAGCGGCGCCGUCCCUGGAGGAGCUCUACAUGAUGGUAUGGGACCAUCCAUGUGAAAUGAAAAUGGAUCAGGAGAUUAGCGAGAACAAGGGCGUUGAGUGGGAAUCACCUACAUCAAAUUUCAAGCACCACUGUCUGGCCAAGUUCAUCCUCGUCGGCUUUCAAGCUAAAGACUACAUGGUGGCUCAUGUCAGGCGUGUCCUGAAAGCAGCGGUGAAUCUACAGGAUGUGUACCUGUAUGAUAGUCUGGCAUGUGCCAAGUGUCACAAGAAGGUAGAGAAUGCGCGCAAGUCUGAUGCAGUGGUACGUGGUAUGUGCCCGGGCGUGAAUCUGCCGAUAAAGUUCCCUUGUACAAAUGAGGACCAGCGUUCAGUGCAGAAGCGAAUGCCCCGGGGCAUUGGGUCACUUGCCAAAAUCCACUUCGUGACAUCUAAGGAAAUGAGGGCUGAACAUCGUCGAAGGAUGGGUGUCAUGGGAGCUAACUGGAUGUUGUCGAGGCUAGGGCAGCGUAUUUAAUUAAUACCAGUCGGUUGGAGUUGCGAGCUUUUCUUGGUUGCUCUUCUUUUGUGGUUGCAACGCUUGUAUAAACUAAAUUCAGUUGAAGUAAUUUGUAGCACUAUUGUCCGUGAAUUCAAGAAGUCGAUACAACCAGUUAAAAUUUGAGACCAAGUGUUUAGAGUUA
Messenger RNA from Aegilops tauschii subsp. strangulata, 2393 nucleotides. RefSeq lists its product as uncharacterized. Lineage: Eukaryota; Viridiplantae; Streptophyta; Magnoliopsida; Poales; Poaceae. Gene Ontology annotation, molecular function: protein binding. The record is from RefSeq and is a predicted model, not a curated record.